This is a messenger RNA of Indicator indicator, 1436 nucleotides long. It is a transcript of the gene HAUS2, whose product is annotated as HAUS augmin like complex subunit 2. Gene Ontology annotation, cellular component: HAUS complex; centrosome; mitotic spindle microtubule. The coding region runs from base 1 to 1059 and encodes 352 amino acids. NCBI's taxonomy places the organism in Eukaryota, Metazoa, Chordata, Aves, Piciformes, Indicatoridae. The record is from RefSeq and is a predicted model, not a curated record. Gene Ontology annotation, biological process: microtubule nucleation; centrosome cycle; spindle assembly. The transcript is spliced from 7 exons.
AUGGAGAUUGGCCAUGAUUUUAGUGGCAUCUACCAGCACCGACUUGCUGUUGCUAUUACAGCUUUAUGCUGCUCCAGCGGGAGCAGCUCAGCCCAGCUCAGCCCACCUUACCCGUCCAGGCUCCGCAGCGGCAGACCUCUCCGCACCCUCCCCCGUGCUCGUCUCCGCCCUUCGAGAACCACCGCUCGCGGCAGCAGCCACCGGCUCCCCCGGAAGCGGACGCGGGUCACUUCCUUUACUGUCACGCCCAAGAUGGCGGCCGCCCAGGAGCCGCGGAUGCGGCCGCUCCAGCGGCCUUCCAGAAUAGCCGGAACGGCGGGGUAUCGGCGCCCUGAAUCCCCUGCGAAAGCAGACGACAAAUCCAGGCCAAGCCGGCAGCAAGACCUGGAGGGCAGCGGGUUGUGGUGCGGCGCUGCGGCCACCACCCAGCCUUGGAAGUUGGGACAGCCCACGGCGGCGGGCGCCUUGCUGGCACGGUGUCUGGAGGCGGGCGUCGUCAGCCGGGAGACACUGGAUCUAACCUGUAGAAAAACCCCAUGCUUUGUGAAAUUCUCAGAGGUGGAAAAAAUGGCAAACAUGCAAGCUGAAAUCAAUGAGAAGAGACUGAAAGCUGAAAUUCUGCAGUUGGAGAAGGAUACAGCAGACAUUGCUCACCCUUUUUACUUACGCAAAAAAUGCGAGGUGUUGCAAGAUGUGAACAGACACUUGGAAGCUGUACUAAAAAAUAAGAAGGCUCUUAAAAAGAGGUUGAUAAAGCCCAGGUGUCAAAACAGCUUGCCUAUUGAAGCUACCUUCCACAAGUAUGUAGUGGAAUUGUUGAGCGAGGCUGUGACUUUCAUUGAGAAGCUUGAAAGCCAUUUGCAGGCCGUAAGAACCAUCCCUCAGAUACCAGACAUGAUGAAGAAUAUGGACACUGCUUUGACCAAAACAGAGAUGCUUGUGAUGGAGCUGGAGGACCUGGCAGACCAAAUACUGAAAUGGAAAGACGUGCAAAAACAAGCGUAUUCUGACAGCAUCUGCAAUACUGCUGAACUGGAUUUUGGCCUGUCUUUUGCCUAACAAAUCAUUUUCCUCAAGUAGGAUGGCUCUUUCAAGAACUACCUUUUUACAGUCUUCUGUGAUAAGUACAACGUUGUUGUGCUUUAAUCCAACAGGCUCUUUGGCAGUAGUCUUAUUUCUGUUCAUCUGUAACCGUUCUCCAACUUUUUUAAAAAAAAUAAAAAAAAAAAAGGACCAUGAUCAGUAGCUCACAGGAGAACAGGCUACUGAGGACACUGGACACUGUUAAGGUGUUCCUUUUAGAAACAGGUCAACAGGAUUCCUUUGGAGCCUGUGUCUUCAAGGUAAAUAUGUUUCGUAUUUCUUAGGAACUUGUUAAGAGUGUCUUCAUUUUUGUAACCAUCAUGGUAAUACACUUUUUUGUAUGUCACAAUAAA